AUGGGCUCCUCAAGCAUCUUGCGGGGCUUGACUCCAAGUAACAAGUUCCCUCGAACUUUGAGACAAUACAGAAGGCAAUUCUCCUCGACAAGACCAGCAGCCCGAAUCAUUGCCAACCAGCCCCUACGAGCUAAAGAAGCCUCGCCUUUUGUCUCUCAGAAAUACCCUGUGAUUGACCACGAAUAUGAUGCGGUAGUUGUGGGCGCUGGCGGCGCAGGAUUGAGAGCAGCUUUCGGACUUGCGGAAGCAGGCUUCAAUACUGCGUGCAUAUCCAAAUUGUUUCCUACGCGAAGUCACACGGUGGCGGCACAGGGGGGGAUCAAUGCUGCCCUUGGAAAUAUGCACCCCGACGACUGGAGAUGGCACAUGUACGAUACCGUCAAAGGAUCGGAUUGGCUGGGUGACCAGGAUGCCAUCCAUUACAUGACUCGCGAAGCCCCUCGAUCCGUCAUCGAACUCGAAGGCUAUGGAUGCCCAUUCUCCCGAACAGAAGAUGGUCGAAUAUAUCAGAGAGCGUUUGGCGGUCAGUCGCAAAAGUACGGAAAGGGGGGACAAGCCUACAGAUGCUGUGCGGCGGCCGACAGAACCGGUCACGCCCUCCUCCACACAUUAUACGGUCAAUCCUUGAAUUACAACACCAAUUAUUUUAUCGAAUACUUUGCGUUGGAUUUAAUCAUGGAAGACGGUGCAUGCAAAGGCGUGAUUGCCUAUAACCAAGAAGACGGUACCCUGCAUCGAUUCCGGGCUCAGAACACCGUAUUGGCGACCGGCGGUUACGGUCGAACAUACUUCAGCUGCACGUCUGCUCAUACUUGUACCGGUGACGGUAUGGCUAUGGUUGCUCGUGCAGGUCUGCCCAACCAGGAUCUCGAAUUUGUCCAGUUCCAUCCCACCGGGAUUUACGGGGCUGGUUGCUUGAUCACUGAAGGCUCUCGAGGUGAAGGUGGUUAUCUCCUGAAUUCGGAGGGUGAACGGUUUAUGGAACGAUAUGCACCCACUGCUAAGGAUUUGGCUUCUCGUGACGUGGUCUCGCGAUCAAUGACCAUGGAAAUUCGCGAAGGACGUGGUGUGGGGCCAGAAAAGGAUCACAUUUAUCUUCAACUCAGCCACCUGCCCGCUGAGAUCCUUCACGAACGACUUCCAGGUAUCUCCGAGACGGCCUCUAUCUUCUCGGGUGUCGACGUCACCAAGCAACCCAUCCCUGUUCUUCCCACUGUCCAUUACAACAUGGGUGGUAUCCCGACAAAAUACACUGGUGAAGUUCUCCGCGUCAAUGAUGCGGGCAAAGACGAAGUGGUUCCGGGGCUUUUUGCUUGCGGUGAAGCGGCGUGUGUGUCAGUCCAUGGCGCGAACCGUUUGGGUGCCAAUUCGCUCCUGGACUUGGUUGUCUUCGGACGAGCUGUCUCACACACGAUCCGCGACAACUUCUCGCCGGGCGUGCCUCAUCAAGAGAUCUCGGCUGAUGCCGGUGCCGAUUCAAUUAACGUGCUCGACAAGAUCCGAACCUCGGAGGGUCCCCGGAGCACAUAUGAAAUUCGAUCCGCCAUGCAAAAGGUCAUGCAGACUGAUGUCAGCGUCUUCCGGACUCAAGAAUCUUUGGACGAAGGUGUUCGAAAGAUCAAUCAGGUUGAUCAGAUGUUCCACGAUGUGGGCAUCAAGGACCGAAGUAUGAUCUGGAACUCGGAUCUGGUGGAAACCCUCGAGUUGAGAAACUUGUUGACUUGCGCGACCCAAACAGCUGCCUCUGCAGCUAACCGUAAAGAAUCUCGCGGUGCUCACGCCCGUGAAGACUACCCAGAUCGUGAUGAUGAAAACUGGAUGAAGCACACACUCUCAUGGCAGAAAUCGCCGCAGGGAAAGGUUGAACUUGGCUACAGAGCUGUGACGAUGCAUACAUUGGAUGAAAAUGAAUGCAAGUCUGUCCCACCAUUCAAGAGAACAUAUUAA
Messenger RNA from Rhinocladiella mackenziei CBS 650.93, 1947 nucleotides. Its product is annotated as succinate dehydrogenase [ubiquinone] flavoprotein subunit 2, mitochondrial. The coding region runs from base 1 to 1947 and encodes 648 amino acids. The transcript is spliced from 6 exons. The record is from RefSeq and is a predicted model, not a curated record. Gene Ontology annotation, molecular function: electron transfer activity; succinate dehydrogenase (quinone) activity; flavin adenine dinucleotide binding. Gene Ontology annotation, biological process: mitochondrial electron transport, succinate to ubiquinone; tricarboxylic acid cycle. Lineage: Eukaryota; Fungi; Ascomycota; Eurotiomycetes; Chaetothyriales; Herpotrichiellaceae.